CAUUAUGCAGAGAAGCUUCUCCCAAAAAAUUGCAAUGCCUACACCUCUAUGGUAGCCCAAUCGGAUGAACUCAGGCCUGAUGUGCCUAUAGAUCGACGAUACGAAUGGUUUCUGCAAGAGGAUAAUGACGCAAGCCAUGGCACUUGCAAUCCCAACUUGUUACCAACAGUCUCUAGGCACGAUCGUGGUGUAGCGAGCCUCUCCCAACUUGCCAAUUCACCCAAUGUCAGCCCUAUUGAGAGCAUGUGGAAUAUCAUCAAAAAGAGAUUCAGGCAGCAACUGCACCAGAUCAAAUCAAUUGUAAAGCUCAAGGCAGCUCUCCAAUAUUAG
Messenger RNA from Macroventuria anomochaeta, 330 nucleotides. RefSeq lists its product as uncharacterized. The record is from RefSeq and is a predicted model, not a curated record. Lineage: Eukaryota; Fungi; Ascomycota; Dothideomycetes; Pleosporales; Didymellaceae. The transcript has a single exon. The annotation marks the transcript as partial. Gene Ontology annotation, molecular function: nucleic acid binding.